Symbiodinium sp. CCMP2592 is the source of this 2316-nucleotide messenger RNA. The record is from the annotation of a GenBank genome assembly. NCBI's taxonomy places the organism in Eukaryota, Dinophyceae, Suessiales, Symbiodiniaceae.
AUGGCCACGAAUGGCGACGAGGAUAGCGCCAAGUGGCUCUACGUGAGGAACUUGCCUGAGGAUGCGAAAAGCUACAUAUGGUUUAAGCAAUUCCACCUCCAUGGCGACGUUGUGCGAGCCUCCUUCUUCGGAUGGAAGAAGGGGCAAGAACGAUGGUGUUUGGCAGAGUGUGGCACCAAGUGGGAGGCCAUCUCUCUCAAGAAGGAGCUUGACGGCAAGGACCUUGGUGGCGACAACCCCCUAUCGGUCAAGACCGUCACAAGCAAGGAGAAAGACGAGCUGGUCGCCAAGCAGGGCGACAAGGGCGAUGCUGGCUCGGAAGACACGUCAAAAGACAAGAAGGAAAAGGCUGACAAGGACAAGCGCAGCCGAAGCGGCAGCAAGAAGUCCAAGCGCAGCCAAAGUGGCAGCAAGCGAAAAAGAAGCAGCAGCAAGCGCAAGCGCAGUCGUAGCGGCAGCAAAAGGAAGCGCAGCCGCAGUGGCAGCCGGCGCAAGCGCAGCCGCAGUCGCUCCAAGCGAAAGCGCAGCCGAAGUCGAAGUGGACGGAGAAGGAGUAGAAAGAGAUCGCGAAGCAGAAGGAAGGACAGUAGCAGCCGCGGGCGUAGGAAGCGCAGCCGAAGCCGGCGGCGGCGGCGCAGCAGAAGCGGCAGUAGGAGUCGUAGCAAGAGCCGGAACCGCAAAGACAAGGACAGAAAGAAGAAGAAAAGCCGUAGCAGCAGCCGAAGUCGCAGCCGCAAGCGAAGAAGAGAUAGCAGCGGGAGCCGAAAGAAGAAGGACAAGGAGAAGGAGAAGGAAAAGGAGAAGGAGAAGGAUAAGAAGAAAAAGAAAAAGUCCAAAUCCAGCAGCGAUGAUAGCGAUAGCUCCGAAGAGGACAAGAAGAAGAAAAAGGCCGACAGCAGCGAUGAUAACGAUUCCGACGAUGACGAUGAGAAGGAGAAGGAGAAAUCCAAGCAGAAAGCAGACAAGGACGACGAGUCCAAGUCGGAUGACGUGGAGGAGGUGAAGCCAGAGGACCCCAGCAAGAAGCUGGAGGAGGAGGCUCGUAAAAAAGCUGCCAAGGCCGCGGAAGAGGCUCAGGCGGCUGCCGCGAAGCUCGCGGCGGAAAAGGCCGAGGCAGCUGCCAGGCAAAAGCAGCGAGAAAGCCUCACCAAGGCCGCCGCCAGCGCUGCCAAUGCCGCCACGGCGGCUGCCGCUGAGGCGGAGGAAUUCGCAGCCAUCGCCAAGGCCAAAAAGGCCGAAGCCGACAAGGCGGAGAAGCACUCCGCAUCCAAGGCUACCAAGGCAAAGGAGCUGGAGGACAAAGCUAAGGCAAAAGAGGAAGAGGCCAAGAAGGCCGCUAAGGAGGCUGCAGAUGCCCGAGAAGAGGCCAAAAAGGCCCGCGAUGAUGCAGAGGUGAAGGAGUCGUUCUACCAGGAGGCGGCUUCGGAUCACCGGAACAAAAUCGCGGCAGCCGAGAAGGCCAAGGCCUCGGCGGCUUCCGCCCAGGAGGCCCUUAGCAGCUUCGAAGCGCAGCACCCGGUCAAGCCGGCGGAGGCCCCUGCAGAAGAGAAAAAGAGGAAAAAGGAGGAGGCGGAGGAGAAGCCUAAGGAGGAGGCAAAGCCAGAGAAGAAGGAGAAGAAGUCGAAGGAGGAUGCCGAAGAUGGCGAGAAAAAGGGCAAGGCGGAGUCAAGCAAGGACAAAGAGGAGAAGCCGAAGAAAGCCAUCCUCACCCCUGCAUCUGCCGUCUCUGAUGAAAAGAAGGACGAUGAUGACGAGGAGGGCAGCGCUGAGACGGACAAGGUGGAGGAGGACAGCGAAGAGGAGGAAGAGGAAGAGGAGGAGGAGAAGGAGGCAGAGGAUGCAAAAGCAGACGAGGAAGACAAGGCCUCCGCCGAAGAGAGCCCGACAGAAAAGGAGGGCGAGGACGAAGACUCAGAUGAUGACGAUGAGGAGGAGGAGAAGAAGAAGAGUGCGUCGGCAAAGCCGGCCAAAAGUUCCAAGGCGCCCGCCAAAAAGGCAGACGACGAGGAUGAUGACUCCGACUCCGAUCGGGAUGUCGAUGGGAGUGAGGAGGAUGACGAUGAUGCCAAUGACGACGACAACGAUGACGAUGAGGAGUCGUCGGAUUCCGAGUCGGACGAGUCGGAGGCGAAGGCCAAGGGUAAAAAGACCGCGAAAGAUUCCCAAAAGGGCGACAAAAAGGACAAGAAGGAGAGCAAGAGCUCUAAAAAGAAGGACAAGAAGUCCAAGAAAGAGGUGAAAAAGCCUAGCAAAGACAAGAAGAAAAAGAAGGACGAGAGCGAUUCUGACGAGGACAGCGAAAGUGACAGCAGUUAG